This is a messenger RNA of Oncorhynchus mykiss (rainbow trout), 6588 nucleotides long. The record is from RefSeq and is a predicted model, not a curated record. Lineage: Eukaryota; Metazoa; Chordata; Actinopteri; Salmoniformes; Salmonidae.
AUCUGUCUCUGCUGUCCUCUCUCAAUUCUGCACAUUCAAACUACAGAAGAGAAGAUCAUCUAUUUGCAUUCAAAAAAGCAUUUGUUUCUUAUGGCUGUUGGUCAGAGUUAGUCACUGCAAGUGCAUACACGUUUCUCUUGACAAAGUGUAGAGUUAAUGUUGCAAAAGGUUAGUCUUGUGAGAGAAACAAAAUAACAGGGCAUGUACCGACAAGAUAAGAGUGCGGGCAGAGAAUGCUACCUGCAAAAUAUUGACGUUCUGAUUGGCAGAUAACAACGUCACUCAUUUUGAAGUCCUGUUCGCAGCCAGGAAAGCACUUAGCACAAGUUUUGGUACUCAGCCUAGUGAGCCUUCUACCUGGCCAAGGUCUUGUCCGCGGUCCCUAGCCUACAAAAAACACCGCAGGUGACCGGAGAGGUCGUAACUGUUACUGAUCGAUGAUGGCCUCGCAGAAAGGGACGUUUGCUGGCGUUUUGCUUUGUCUCGUCGUGUCCAUGACUGUAGCUUUAGAGGUGUCCAUCCCUCAGCAGUCCUAUGAGUUCGCCAGGGGAGACAACAUCACUAUACCAUGCAGCUUCAAACCCAAGAACCCAAUCAACAAUCUGGUCGUCAUAUCCUGGUUGGCUGAAGCAGACAAACCCGGAGAGCCAGAGGUGUCCGUCCUUACCUCCUACUCUACUGGUGACCUGGACAUCAGUGACAGGUAUGAAGGAAGAGCUUCCCUGGAGCAGGACAUAGCUAAAGGAGUAGCCAACCUGAAGCUCUCCUCCAUCGGUCUCCAGGACAACCGACUAUUCGAGUGUCGGGUCGCCAUCCCCAAGGAUGACAAGGGUCAGCUGGCUGACACCACCCGUCUGGUGGUCCUGGUGGCUCCCUCUGUGCCUGUCUGUAAGGUCGAUGGGAAGGCAGAGUACUUCCAGAACAUCAGUCUCACCUGUCAGUCUGAAGAGGGCUCUCCUCUUCCUACCUACAAGUGGCAGGGCUACGACGUCAGAAACAUGCCCCGAGCACCUGCACCCAGGACAACAGACAAGGAUGGUGUCCUGUCUCUCUUCAACCUCACCAUGGAAUCCUCAGGAUACUACGUCUGUACCUCCACUAAUAAGAUCCGCAGUGCCAAAUGCAACCUGACGCUGUCCGUCAUGCCACCGUCUAUGGCCCUGGGUUCAACAGCGGGUAUCAUUGGCGGCGUUGUGGUUGGUGUUCUGGUGCUGCUCAUCAUCCUCAUCUACUGCUGCUGCUGCAGGAAGAAGAAGGACAAAGCAGAGGAGUACGCUAUGGGGGUUCCAGAGGGGGAGGAGUUCCACGACGACAAACCCGUGGUGAACGGCGAGGUUCGCCAGACGCGCAGCAAGGAAGGCGACGAUGAAGACCACCCACCCAAGAUCGUGGACCGCCGCGACCAGUACAAGGAACGCAGCGAGAAGGACUACGAUGACCGCCGCAGCGACUACGAUGACCGCCUACCCAAGAUCGUGGACCGUCGCGACCAGUACAAGGAACGCAGUGAGAAGGACUACGAUGACCGCCGCAGCGACUACGAUGACCGCCGCAGCGACUACGAUGACCGCCGCAGCGACUACGAUGACCGCCGCGAGCGCCACGAUGACCGCAGGGACCAGGACGACCGCUACUCUGACCGCCGUGACCGGUACGACCGCGAUCGUGUUUACGAUGAACGCAGUGACGGCGGACGGUACAGUGAUCGUUAUGAUGAGCCCUACGAUGAUCGGGACAGACCUCCCAGUGUACCGGCCAAUAAACCUACUAAGCCUUUGUUACUGUAAUUUAAUUAUGCCAUUAUUUUUUUCCCAUCGUAUGAACUCAUAUUGUUAAUCAGAUAUAAUAAAACAGAGUAUAAGUUUACUUAGUUACAGUUCCAUUUAAAAUCAUUUGUUCAGUCAUUUAAUCAUAAUUUUACCAACAGCCUUCUAAAAAUAGAAUAGAUUAGAGCCACUUAAUGUUUCCCACAACUUGUUUUUGGUUGAAAAUAUAAUGAAUAUUAUAAACAUAGUAGCUGCUGUAGGUCAGACUUCACAAAGGGCCUAGCUGUCAGGCUGAACUCGGUCACAUCAAUAACAGGACGACAGUAACACAACGAAGUAAAGCCUGUAGGUCAGACUUCACAAAGGGCCUAGCUGUCAGGCUGAACUCGGUCACAUCAAUAACAGGACGACAGUAACACAACGAAGUAAAGCCUGUAGGUCAGACUUCACAAAGGGCCUAGCUGCCAGGCUGAACUCGGUCACAUCAAUAACAGGACGACAGUAACACAACGAAGUAAAGCCUGUAGGUCAGGGAUCACAAAGGGCCUAGCUGCUAGGCUGAACUCGGUCACAUCAAUAACAGGACGACAGUAACACAACGAAGUAAAGCCUGUAGGUCAGGGAUCACAAAGGGCCUAGCUGCCAGGCUGAACUCGGUCACAUCAAUAACAGGACGACAGUAACACAACGAAGUAAAGCCUGUAGGUCAGGGAUCACAAAGGGCCUAGCUGCCAGGCUGAACUCGGUCACAUCAAUAACAGGACGACAGUAACACAACGAAGUAAAGCCUGUAGGUCAGACUUCACAAAGGGCCUAGCUGCCAGGCUGAACUCGGUCACAUCAAUAACAGGACGACAGUAACACAACGAAGUAAAGCCUGUAGGUCAGGGAUCAUCAAAGGGCCUAGCUGCCAGGCUGAACUCGGUCACAUCAAUAACAGGACGACAGUAACACAACGAAGUAAAGCCUGUAGGUCAGGGAUCAUCAAAGGGCCUAGCUGCCAGGCUGAACUCGGUCACAUCAAUAACAGGACGACAGUAACACAACGAAGUAAAGCCUGUAGGUCAGACUUCACAAAGGGCCUAGCUGCCAGGCUGAACUCGGUCACAUCAAUAACAGGACGACAGUAACACAACGAAGUAAAGCCUGUAGGUCAGACUUCACAAAGGGCCUAGCUGCCAGGCUGAACUCGGUCACAUCAAUAACAGGACGACAGUAACACAACGAAGUAAAGCCUGUAGGUCAGACUUCACAAAGGGCCUAGCUACCAGGCUGAACUCGGUCACAUCAAUAACAGGACGACAGUAACACAACGAAGUAAAGCCUGUAGGUCAGACUUCACAAAGGGCCUAGCUGCCAGGCUGAACUCGGUCACAUCAAUAACAGGACGACAGUAACACAACGAAGUAAAGCCUGUAGGUCAGACUUCACAAAGGGCCUAGCUGCCAGGCUGAACUCGGUCACAUCAAUAACAGGACGACAGUAACACAACGAAGUAAAGCCUGUAGGUCAGGCUUCACAAAGGGCCUAGCUGCCAGGCUGAACUCGGUCACAUCAAUAACAGGACGACAGUAACACAACGAAGUAAAGCCUGUAGGUCAGACUUCACAAAGGGCCUAGCUGCCAGGCUGAACUCGGUCACAUCAAUAACAGGACGACAGUAACACAACGAAGUAAAGCCUGUAGGUCAGGGAUCACAAAGGGCCUAGCUGCCAGGCUGAACUCGGUCACAUCAAUAACAGGACGACAGUAACACAACGAAGUAAAGCCUGUAGGUCAGGGAUCACAAAGGGCCUAGCUGCCAGGCUGAACUCGGUCACAUCAAUAACAGGACGACAGUAACACAACGAAGUAAAGCCUGUAGGUCAGACUUCACAAAGGGCCUAGUUGCCAGGCUGAACUCGGUCACAUCAAUAACAGGACGACAGUAACACAACGAAGUAAAGCCUGUAGGUCAGGGAUCACAAAGGGCCUAGCUACCAGGCUGAACUCGGUCACAUCAAUAACAGGACGACAGUAACACAACGAAGUACAGCCUGUAGGUCAGACUUCACAAAGGGCCUAGCUGCCAGGCUGAACUCGGUCACAUCAAUAACAGGACGACAGUAACACAACGAAGUACAGCCUGUAGGUCAGGGAUCACAAAGGGCCUAGCUGCCAGGCUGAACUCGGUCACAUCAAUAACAGGACGACAGUAACACAACGAAGUAAAGCCUGUAGAUCAGGGAUCAUCAAAUAGAUUCAGCCACCGGAUGGUGUUUUUCCUUCAGCAGAAGUUCAGGGGGCCGGAACAUAAUUAUAAAUCAUUUGUAGACGGCAAAUUGACUGCAAGAAACCGAAACGGAUGUAAUAUUUGACAAAUAUAUAAUAAUUUAGAACCUUGCUUACAUUUGUAAACCCUCGCAUAUAUAUCGCUCUUAUGUGUGGGAAUACUUGAACUAAAUGAAAAUCACUUGGAGCUGAUUUCCUGGUGUUUGUACAGUCUUUUAUGUUCAACAAUAGCAAUUCUACAAAAAGUAAAAUAAAAUAAAAAAAAUGAUAUAUAAUUUUCUUUAUUUUUUAUGUUUUUAUAUAUAUAUAAUUAUAUAAUUUUGGGGUUGAGAAAAGUUGGGGGGGCCAAAUAAAAGGGUCUGUCAGUUGGGGAACCCUGCUAGACACCAUGCCGACUAGAGGUGGAGCGUAUCACUGUUAUCUAUGUAAAGGCCUUUAAUGUGGAGUAUCACUGUUAUCUAUGUAAAGGCCUUCAAUGUGGAGUAUCACUGUUAUCUAUGUAAAGGUCUUCAAUGUGGAGUAUCACUGUUAUCUAUGUAAAGGCCUUCAAUGUGGAGUAUCACUGUUAUCUAUGUAAAGGCCUUCAAUGUAGAGUAUCACUUAUCUAUGUAAAGGCCUUCAAUGUGGAGUAUCACUGUUAUCUAUGUAAAGGUCUUCAAUGUGGAGUAUCACUGUUAUCUAUGUAAAGGCCUUCAAUGUGGAGUAUCACUGUUAUCUAUGUAAAGGCCUUCAAUGUGGAGUAUCACUGUUAUCUAUGUAAAGGCCUUCAAUGUGGAGUAUCACUGUUAUCUAUGUAAAGGUCUUCAAUGUGGAGUAUCACUGUUAUCUAUGUAAAGGCCUUCAAUGUGGAGUAUCACUGUUAUCUAUGUAAAGGUCUUCAAUGUGGAGUAUCACUUAUCUAUGUAAAGGUCUUCAAUGUGGAGUAUCACUGUUAUCUAUGUAAAGGUCUUCAAUGUGGAGUAUCACUGUUAUCUAUGUAAAGGUCUUCAAUGUAGAGUAUCACUGUUAUCUAUGUAAAGGCCUUCAAUGUGGAGUAUCACUGUUAUCUAUGUAAAGGCCUUCAAUGUGGAGUAUCACUGUUAUCUAUGUAAAGGUCUUCAAUGUGGAGUAUCACUGUUAUCUAUGUAAAGGCCUUCAAUGUGGAGUAUCACUGUUAUCUAUGUAAAGGUCUUCAAUGUGGAGUAUCACUGUUAUCUAUGUAAAGGCCUUCAAUGUGGAGUAUCACUGUUAUCUAUGUAAAGGCCUUCAAUGUGGAGUAUCACUGUUAUCUAUGUAAAGGUCUUCAAUGUGGAGUAUCACUGUUAUCUAUGUAAAGGCCUUCAAUGUGGAGUAUCACUAUUAUCUAUGUAAAGGUCUUCAAUGUGGAGUAUCACUGUUAUCUAUGUAAAGGUCUUCAAUGUGGAGUAUCACUGUUAUCUAUGUAAAGGUCUUCAAUGUGGAGUAUCACUGUUAUCUAUGUAAAGGCCUUCAAUGUAGAGUAUCACUUAUCUAUGUAAAGGCCUUCAAUGUGGAGUAUCACUGUUAUCUAUGUAAAGGUCUUCAAUGUGGAGUAUCACUGUUAUCUAUGUAAAGGUCUUCAAUGUGGAGUAUCACUGUUAUCUAUGUAAAGGCCUUCAAUGUGGAGUAUCACUAUUAUCUAUGUAAAGGUCUUCAAUGUGGAGUAUCACUGUUAUCUAUGUAAAGGUCUUCAAUGUGGAGUAUCACUGUUAUCUAUGUAAAGGUCUUCAAUGUGGAGUAUCACUGUUAUCUAUGUAAAGGUCUUCAAUGUGGAGUAUCACUGUUAUCUAUGUAAAGGCCUUCAAUGUGGAGUAUCACUGUUAUCUAUGUAAAGGCCUUUAAUGUGGAGUAUCACUGUUAUCUAUGUAAAGGCCUUUAAUGUGGAGUAUCACUGUUAUCUAUGUAAAGGCCUUCAAUGUGGAGUAUCACUGUUAUCUAUGUAAAGGCCUUCAAUGUGGAGUAUCACUGUUAUCUAUGUAAAGGUCUUCAAUGUGGAGUAUCACUGUUAUCUAUGUAAAGGUCUUCAAUGUGGAGUAUCACUGUUAUCUAUGUAAAGGUCUUCAAUGUGGAGUAUCACUAUUAUCUAUGUAAAGGCCUUCAAUGUGGAGUAUCACUGUUAUCUAUGUAAAGGCCUUUAAUGUGGAGUAUCACUGUUAUCUAUGUAAAGGCCUUCAAUGUGGAGUAUCACUGUUAUCUAUGUAAAGGCCUUCAAUGUGGAGUAUCACUGUUAUCUAUGUAAAGGCCUUCAAUGUGGAGUAUCACUGUUAUCUAUGUAAAGGCCUUUAAUGUGGAGUAUCACUUAUCUAUGUAAAGGCCUUCAAUGUGGAGUAUCACUGUUAUCUAUGUAAAGGUCUUCAAUGUGGAGUAUCACUGUUAUCUAUGUAAAGGUCUUCAAUGUAGAGUAUCACUGUUAUCUAUGUAAAGGCCUUCAAUGUGGAGUACAGCCUAUGAUUGAAGGAAGGAAGGCCUCAAUUCAGUUCAGUAGUCAGGAAGCGAAUUGGAAUGCUGAUUCAAAGAUUUGAAAAGUGCCAUCUAGUAUUUUCAAUUAGGAUUU